AUGAAGGUGGCAGUUCUGUGUUUAUGCUUUAUCAGCAUCACCACUGCGUGGCCAGUGAGUAAAUCCAAGCAGCACGCCAUUUCUGCCAGCUCCGAAGAAAAACAUGAUGCCAGGGGCCAUCACUCACACAGAUAUCACCACCAGCAUGUGAAUUCUCAGUCUUGGGAGAGUCUGCAGCACACAGAGAAUGACCUGGCAUCACCUCAGCAGACUCUUUACUCUUCUGAAGAGAGCGUGGAUGUCCCAGCAAAACUGCACUUUGCUGAUGUGUCAAGCAAGAGCCAUGAAGAUGUGGAUGAUGACGAUGAUGACAAUGAUUCUAAUGACACAGAUGAAUCCGAAGAGGUUGUCACGAGUUUUCCCACAGACAUUCCAGUAACUGUACCAUUCCCUCCCUUCACCCGGGGAGACAACAUCGGCAGAGGCGACAGCGUGGCCUACAGGGUGAGGGCGAAAGCGACAAUGGUGUCUAGCAAACUCCGCAAAGCUGCAAAAAAGCUCAUUGCGCAUGAUGCCACCGAGGAGGAUGAGGGCGCCCUGGAUGCAGACAGCCAGCAAGUGGGGCUGGCCCAGGAGGAUCUUGCUGCCCCCCGCUCCCUGGGGAAGCAUGCCAUCAGCAGGGAAUGGGCUGACAAGAGUCACAGGCAGGACAGCAGUGAGCUGGACAGCAAGCAGCGUGACCAGAGCUUGGAAAAUGACAGCCGACAAAAAUUCGAUAGCCAUGAGGCGGGAGAUGAUAGCAAGGCUGGUGUCAGAGGGGAUAGUCACCAGAGCAUUGAAAGCAGGGAAAGUCAGGUCCACAUUUCAGCUGAGUUCCCCGACGAUAACAGCAAUCAAACGGUGGAGAGUGCUGAGGAUGCUCGAGAUCACCACAGCAUCGAAAACAACGAAGUCACCCUUUAA
Messenger RNA from Leptosomus discolor (cuckoo roller), 903 nucleotides. RefSeq names its product secreted phosphoprotein 1 (gene SPP1). Gene Ontology annotation, biological process: ossification; cell adhesion; positive regulation of bone resorption. NCBI's taxonomy places the organism in Eukaryota, Metazoa, Chordata, Aves, Leptosomiformes, Leptosomidae. Gene Ontology annotation, molecular function: extracellular matrix binding. The record is from RefSeq and is a predicted model, not a curated record.